This is a messenger RNA of Vigna radiata var. radiata (mung bean), 513 nucleotides long. RefSeq lists its product as uncharacterized. The record is from RefSeq and is a predicted model, not a curated record. Lineage: Eukaryota; Viridiplantae; Streptophyta; Magnoliopsida; Fabales; Fabaceae. The transcript is spliced from 3 exons. Gene Ontology annotation, biological process: recombinational repair. Bases 1 to 513 code for a protein of 170 amino acids.
AUGGAGCCGUGGGAGGGACUUGAUAUAGACGAUAGUGAUCUCAAGGCUUUUUUACAAAAGUGCAACUCAAGUGCAACGUUGAUACCUGGACCUGCUGGAAAUGUACAAGCGGCCAUGCUAAACAGGGAGAUGGAUGAACCAAAAUCAACUCAGGAAUUUGUUAAUGAGAUUGCAAAGGCAACAUUUGUUCGGGACUUCAAAUCAAAUCCUUGGAUAUGGGCGGAAAAGUUCAUUAAACACCAUGGACUUGUUGAAGAUGGCAACAUUAACAACGUCACUCAGCUGGAACGCGUUAAGUCAAUGCAUGUCCUUCCAUUUGUAGCAUGCAUCGUGAAAGAGUGCAACCCAAACGGUUUGGGUGACAUGAAAAUUACUGUUAAGGAUCCAAGUGCCACGUUGUAUGCUUCGGUGCACAGGAAAGUCCUUCUACAUCCUGAGUUUGGUCAGGAUAUAGGAGUUGGUGCUGUGUUGUUAUUGCAAAGUGUAAACCAACUAACUCAUCAUCAAAAUUGA